AUGGAGGGUAGUCUGAACUCUUUCAUUCAAGACCUGAACACUCAUGAUAGAGCCGAGACUACCGUCUCGUUUGGCGAGACCGCCAUCUCGCCACUCGCCAAUGGCGAGACCGCCGUCUCGCCACUCGCCAAUGACGAGAUGACCGUCUCGUUUGGCAAGAUGGUCGUCUCGCCACUUGCUGAAGGCGAGACUGCCAUCCAGUUUGGUUAG
This is a messenger RNA of Sphenostylis stenocarpa, 210 nucleotides long. The record is from the annotation of a GenBank genome assembly. Lineage: Eukaryota; Viridiplantae; Streptophyta; Magnoliopsida; Fabales; Fabaceae.